AUGUUCUUAACCCGCUCAGAAUAUGAUCGGGGUGUUAACACAUUCUCGCCGGAAGGCCGCUUGUUCCAAGUUGAAUAUGCUAUCGAGGCGAUCAAGCUUGGAUCCACAACUGUGGGGAUUGUUACCCCAGAAGGCGUGACUCUUGGGGUCGAAAAGCGAGUCCAGUCAUCAUUAAUCGAAUCAUCAUCUAUCGAGAAAAUCAUGGAGAUAGACACUCAUCUGGGCUGUGCCAUGUCAGGUCUCACUGCAGACGCGCGCACCAUUAUCGAUCACGCCAGGGUUACAUCGCAGAACCACCGUUUCACAUAUGAUGAGCCCAUCAAAGUGGAGAGUGUGACGCAAGCGGUUUGUGACCUUGCACUGCGAUUUGGCGAGGGAGUACAUGGUGACGAGGCGUUGAUGAGUCGGCCGUUUGGGGUUGCGCUGCUGAUUGCCGGAAUUGACGAGCUUGGGCCUCAACUGUAUCACACUGAUCCCUCAGGGACCUUCACGAAAUAUGAGGCAAAGGCCAUAGGGAGUGGUUCAGAGGCUGCUCAGAGUGAGAUUCAGGAUAAAUAUCAUAAGCACAUGACGUUGGAUGAGGCACAUACUCUCACAUUACGCGUUCUUAAACAAGUGAUGGAAGAAAAACUAGAUCAGCACAACGUUCAGCUCGCCCAGGUAACGAAGGAAAAGGGCUUCGAGAUUUUAAGUGGAACCAAGCUCAAGUCUCUGAUAGACGGGAUGUGA
Cantharellus anzutake is the source of this 729-nucleotide messenger RNA. RefSeq names its product 20S proteasome subunit. NCBI's taxonomy places the organism in Eukaryota, Fungi, Basidiomycota, Agaricomycetes, Cantharellales, Hydnaceae. Gene Ontology annotation, biological process: proteasome-mediated ubiquitin-dependent protein catabolic process. Gene Ontology annotation, cellular component: proteasome core complex, alpha-subunit complex; nucleus; proteasome core complex. The coding region runs from base 1 to 729 and encodes 242 amino acids. The transcript is spliced from 8 exons. The record is from RefSeq and is a predicted model, not a curated record.